AGACCAGUGGUGGAUAGAAAGAGAAAGGGAAUGGCUAGCCUUAUGUGUCUCAUCUUCUACCGAUGAAAAUACCUUCUUUAUACUUCCUAUGGGAACAAAUUUGCUUUAUUACCAUGGAAACCGACAUAUUCUGUAUUCAUGGUCUAUAAUAUUUCGCUUAUAGCAGCACCACGCCUUUUUCUGUACCAAUUUGUAUCCCAUUUUUUGCAUUGGUGUCUUCAUUCUUACCGGAGCUGCCUAACCAUCUACCCAAUUUGAUUCUGAAUCUGAUUUGAGAUCUUGAAUUGUGGAUAAAUCUACAAAUCAUCCAUGUACGAUAAUUCAUACAUACAUGGAUUUGAAGAUUCGGAGGCGGGUUCAGCGGAUUCGUACACCAGCCGACCCUCAGACUCGGAUGUGUCUCUGGAGGAGGAGAAGGAGGGGGGCCGACAGGAGCGAGAGCAGCAGGCCACCGUCCAGCUCGAGAGGGCAAAGGCGAAGGGUGUGGCGUUUGCGGUCCGCACAAAUGUGAGUUAUUGUGGCGCUCUGGAUGAGGAUGUCCCCGUAGCUGGGACCGGGGUCUCGUUUGAUGCCAAGGACUUCCUGCACAUCAAAGAGAAGUACAAUAAUGACUGGUGGAUCGGGCGUUUGGUGAAGGAGGGCUGUGAGAUCGGCUUCAUCCCGAGUCCUUUAAAACUGGAAAACAUCCGACUGCAGCAAGAGCAGAAGAGAGGACGAUUUCAUGGGAGUAAAUCCAGUGGGAACUCAUCCUCCAGUCUGGGGGAGAUGGUGUCGGGUAAACAAAAGCAGAAAGUGGCAGAGCACAUUCCUCCUUAUGAUGUGGUUCCCUCCAUGAGACCAGUCGUGCUGGUGGGACCUUCCCUCAAAGGUUAUGAGGUGACAGACAUGAUGCAGAAAGCACUCUUUGACUUCCUUAAGCACAGGUUUGAUGGAAGGAUAUCCAUCACCAGGGUAACGGCUGACAUUUCUUUGGCCAAGAGGUCAGUACUGAACAACCCCAGUAAGAGAGCCAUCAUUGAGAGGUCCAACACACGCUCCAGUCUGGCGGAGGUGCAGAGCGAGAUCGAGCGUAUUUUCGAGUUGGCCCGGUCUUUGCAACUCGUGGUUCUGGAUGCGGACACCAUAAACCACCCAGCCCAGCUCAUUAAGACCUCUUUAGCUCCCAUCAUCGUCCACGUCAAAGUCUCCUCACCCAAGGUGCUCCAGCGUCUGAUCAAAUCCAGAGGAAAGUCUCAGAGCAAACACCUGAAUGUGCAGCUCGUCGCGGCUGAAAAACUCUCACAAUGUCCCUCUGAGAUGUUCGAUAUAAUCCUGGAUGAGAACCAGUUGGAAGAUGCGUGUGAGCACCUGGCAGAGUACCUGGAGGCGUACUGGAGAGCCACACACACGUCUCUGAGCACUCCCCUCAACCCUCUGCUGGGACGAAACCUGGGCUCCACCGCACUCGCCCCCUACCCUGCUGCCAACCAGGCCCAAAGAAACCGUAACAGUAACCACACGACGUCAGACCACUCCCCAGUCGAGCGCCGCAGCCUGAUGCCCGCAGACGAAAACUACCACAACGAACGCGCUCGCAAGAACCGCAACCGCCUCUCCUCAGGCUCCCAACACAGCCGCGACCACUCCCCUUUGGUCGAGGAGGACUUCCAGGACCCCUACCAGGACUCCUAUAAACCCCACCGCAACAGGGAGUCUCCGGGCGGGUACAGCCAAGAAGCAAGACACCGCGUUUAAACUCUAGUCCCACUCCAAUCUAGACAUGUCUUCUGAAAUCGAAAGCUAAGGACCACAGUAUAGUGAAGUUUCUACACUGAUCUGGACCAAUAUAACAUGUGUAGGAUUUCACUUUCCCUGCCAGAUGUAUAGCUCUUGUUGUAUAUGACCAAUGUUGAUGGAAGGAGUAGCACAAGAGCAUAUACUAAGGGAUGUAAACAGGUUUUUUGAAGCCGAAAUUCAUGUGUGAUGUUACUGUAGCAUGCAGGGAAGGCUAUGAACAGGUGAACUGGGAAGCCAAUGGCCAAAGUACUCAGCAACAGUGAAAAAGACCAACUCAGAACCAGUUUGCACGCACCAGGAGCUUGUGGAAAAAGUCUAGAGGCUCUGUUUGUUUGUCUGCGAUGUGAGUGAAAAUAUCCACUCAAUGCCUGCGCUGAAAAAUUGCAUUGAUUUUGAAUGGUAUAUUACUGCCCCAAUCAUGAUGCCAUUUUGAUAGUUCAGCCUGACCAGCCAUACCCAUCUUCUAAAUUGUUUUAUUACAUUUUUACUAGCUUAUAUAUUUGAAAUUUUGCUUUAUUUUUGGUGAUUUUAUUUACAAAAUACAACUCUAAAUAAUAAUAACUUAAUCCCCUGAUCCUCUUUGUCACCUAGGUCAUAUUUUAAAAUAAAUCUAAACUAAUAAUCAGAAUACCAAUAAUUUUGUUACAUGUGCAUAUAUAUAUUUUUGCAGUGUUGGGAAUCAUUGGCCAUUUGGACCAAUAACGACUAUUCUUACAGUCUAAAAUGGGGUGUUUUGUAUUUUUUAUAUGUCUUGAAGCUAUCCUGUUUUCCCUACUCAGUUCUGACCUGUAUAUAAAGAUACACUAUGUAACCUGGCUGAUGCAGGGUCUGUUAUCUGCUUGUCUCCAUGGAGAUGUAUUUUCUUUACCUCGAAUGUUCUGCAGUACGGCAUUUGAACAUCUUACAUUUCUUCAUACACAUAUACCUGUACUUGGCCUGGUGGCAUCACCUCCUUGUCUCCAGGGAGAUAAGUUUAAUGCCAUACUGUGGAACAUUCAAGAAGAAGAAAAAGAAAUAACUCCAUGGAGACCUGUGGUGGACCCUGUGGCAAGAAAGUUACACAGUGCACCUUUAACUAUUCAAUCAUCAGGCAUAGAAGACAAAUUCUCUAUACUGAUUAGAAGAACUGUUGGUAUGGCUGGCUAGGCUAACAAUAAAUCGAUAUUUCAGAAUGCAAACUGACACCGAAACACAUUAUAAAGCUGUACUCCUCAGGAAAGGGCGGUCAUGGAGAUGUAGCAUCGAUGCACUUAAUAUUAUGGAUGGAUUUAUUUUCAAGUUAAAUUAUAAAUAGUUUACCUUCACUUUUUCUCUUUUCAUAAAUAUAUUGCUGUAACAUGGGUCAUAUGGAUAGUAUAUUGUCUAGAUAACAAUUUUACGGUACUUGCUAAGCUACUACUGCAACUACUACGACUACUUUGCAGCAACAGCAAUAUGACAUUUUUGAAGCAUUAUACAAUUAUGAUUAAUAGGCAAAUAACGAUUUACUAUUACUUGCUCCAACACAUAUAUGUCUAUUGUUGUGCAUUCAACAAUGAAUGAAAAAAAUACAAGUAACUGUCCAUAAAUCUAGUGACUACUUUUACGCAUUAGAUAUAGUGGCAAAAAGCUACUGCUAAAACUGGUGUCUAGACAUUUCUAUCUUCAGUUAUACAAACACAUGUCCCAUUGAAGUAAUUAUUUAGAUUUAAAAAAAUAUACUGACAUUCUAUAAAGUAAUGCGGCAUGUAACUUUUCUACUACUUUCCACUACUUGCUUGUCUCCAUGGCGAUGUUAAUCUUUGCCUGCAUUGGUCCACAGUGUGGCAUUAAACAUAUCCAUCUUGCAUAUAUUUUAUCACGCGUGUUUUUAUUGCUCAAAAAUACCUUGAAAAACAUGCAUUCUGACUGUGAGCAGGCCUCUCCACAGAUCUGACCUGUAAUUUGGCCUGAUGGCACUGACAUUGUCUUCAUAGAGAUAGAUAAGUUUAAUGCUAUACAGGCAAAUAACAUCUGAAUGGAGACGUGCAAGUGGGACCCUCCACCAGAAAAGUUGCAUAGUGGAGCUUUAACCAUAUCAUCCUGUAUUUAAUAUCAUUUUCUAUAUUGAUUUUGUUGAUAUCUGCAAAAGUGAAAUGGCCAGGGAUAUGCUGAAUGUAGUCUUUCUGUCACUGGAAAAAAAAAAAAGAGAAAAUGAGCAGUUUUCGUUUUUAAUAUAUGAAUUUACUUGUAUGCUGCCAGCUGUUACAGAAAUAUAAAUAUACCAUUAUGUUUACUGCCAUAUCCAUAUAUCGUGUGAUUUAAAAUGCCAGAGACUCUUUACAAAUGGACUAUAGACUUCUGUUCAACUAUCCGGCAUCUUAAACAGUAGCUUUUCUUGUUGAUGUUUUGAAAUCUGGAGCAUAAGAAGAAACCACUGGAUCUGAAAACUGCCUGUGAGAGAAUGAUGCACUGAUUAUUGGUUUGUGUGCCAUGCCUUUUACAAAAACAAUGAAAUAAACUGCCCUUAUGCUACAA
This is a messenger RNA of Periophthalmus magnuspinnatus, 4272 nucleotides long. RefSeq names its product calcium channel, voltage-dependent, beta 4a subunit (gene cacnb4a). Lineage: Eukaryota; Metazoa; Chordata; Actinopteri; Gobiiformes; Gobiidae. Gene Ontology annotation, cellular component: voltage-gated calcium channel complex. The record is from RefSeq and is a predicted model, not a curated record. Gene Ontology annotation, biological process: regulation of voltage-gated calcium channel activity; calcium ion transmembrane transport; neuromuscular junction development. The coding region runs from base 310 to 1734 and encodes 474 amino acids. The transcript has 13 exons. Gene Ontology annotation, molecular function: high voltage-gated calcium channel activity; protein binding.